Messenger RNA from Exserohilum turcica Et28A, 534 nucleotides. RefSeq lists its product as uncharacterized. NCBI's taxonomy places the organism in Eukaryota, Fungi, Ascomycota, Dothideomycetes, Pleosporales, Pleosporaceae. The annotation marks the transcript as partial. Gene Ontology annotation, cellular component: cyclin-dependent protein kinase holoenzyme complex; nucleus. Gene Ontology annotation, biological process: regulation of cyclin-dependent protein serine/threonine kinase activity. The record is from RefSeq and is a predicted model, not a curated record. Gene Ontology annotation, molecular function: cyclin-dependent protein serine/threonine kinase regulator activity; protein kinase binding. The transcript has 2 exons.
GAACUAUCCAACCUCAUCAAUCGCACUACUGAGGCAACCAAGACUGCAAUACGCACAUGCAAUCCCACGCCAAGCAUAGAAGAAGCUCAUCUUCCCUCCAUUGACGAAUUCGUAUUAUACGUCAUUCUACGAUCCUACGCCACCGUCCCGGAACUCAUCAUGUGUCUCAUAUAUCUUUCAUGGUUCCAGGAACGCCUACCUCCUGGUAGUUUUAUAAUGCGACCGUCUACCCCUCAUCGGGUUUUCCUAGCAGCUUUGAUGAUGGCGCAUAAGGUCUACAAUGAUAACAGCGUGAACAACACUUGCUGGGCGGAAUGCAGUGCUUUCCCUGAAUGUGGUUUCGCUGGCUUCUCGAACGUGGAGGUGAAUCUGAUCGAGAAGGAGUUUUUGUCAUUUCUCGAUUGGGAAGUACACAUCAGUCCCGACCUCUGCCCUGGGCUUGUGAGUGUUGUAUUUGCAUCAAUGGGUAUGCAAACUCUGCACAGGGAUUGUGGCACUGCUUCGCCUGCCUACCACCGGGCUACGCCGAUGUAG